GACUGUUUAUACAGGAGGACGUGCUUGUUUUUUGUCGGUGUCGUUCUGGUUCUAUUCUUAACUCGUCUGUAAAACUACAAAAUUUUACUUUGUAAUGUUGAAAAAAAGUUAGAUUUUCAGCGAUGACAGAAGAAUAUGGCAGAGAACGAUCUUGCUGCGUUCAGGGAGCGUUGGAAACGAGAGUUAUCGAGUAAAAAGGGGGAGCAACGACUGGUUUGUGCGCCUUCCUCUUCCCGGGAUAUUGAUGAUCAGUUAGGCCAGAGAGACUUAAAAAAUCUUAACAAGGCCGGUAGUCAUUCAAAGCCAGAAGAAGGUGGUUGCACUGAGCAUGUUCGUGUAGGGGGAAAACCUGCUGCUCUUGCUGCUGCCGCAGAGACAGAGGAUCAGCCUCAGUAUGUGUCCAUUGCAAGUAGUUUGCUGGAUGGAAGGACCAGCCCUCUGUUGGACAGAAUUGAGGAGGAGAGGAGCAGGAGAAAGAGGCAAUAUCAUAACAUGACUAAUGUCUGCAGCUCAUCCUUGCAGCAGCAGCCUCAGGGAAAGGUCAAGAAAGAAGAAGAGCUGGUAGACCAACUCAUUCAGGAUCUGAAUGAAGUCAAUGACAUUCCCUUCUUUGAUAUUGAGUUGCCGUAUGAGAUAGCUUUGAAGAUAUUCCAAUAUCUCAACUGUGCAGAACUAGGCCGAUGUGCCCAGGUGAGCAGGGCAUGGAGAGUCCUUGCAGAGGACUCUGUUCUGUGGUUCAAGUUGUGCGUGAGGGAUGGUUACCAUCAGAAUGCCAGCAUGUCUGACUCGCCCUGCUGGAAGAGUAUGCUGCGAGACUGCAGGAACUCUUCUAAAACGGUGCGCUUCAACUGGAAGAAUCGAGUGGGAUCCAUCAGCCAGCUGCAGUUCGAGUUGGGGAAGGUGCUCUGUGACGUCAGCUCCUAUGACAACUUCGUCUUAGCUGGGUACACGUCUGGUGAUGUGAGGCUGUGGGAUACCCUCCACUGGGACUCAACGGCUUCGUACCUGAAGGCCAAUAGUCUGUCUGCUAACACUGAGCCGAGACCACAUGUUAGUCACGUCCAGGUCAACGGCACGCUGGCUGCUGCUGCGUAUGAAGAUGGCUGUGUAGACCUGUGGAGCACAGAGACAGGUGGGGAACCCAUCUAUCACUACCAGACUACAGGGAGGAUCCAGGUCCUGUCCCUAAGCCCUGACAGUCCUGUCCUGAUCUCCGCCACUGGAUCAGAUGUUCGGCUUGACUGCGCAAAAGACUGUGGCUACUGGAGGACAGUAUGCCAGACUCAGCUACCCAAGACUGUAGAGAGCAUGACUUUAGUCCCAGGUAGGGACCAGCAAUGUCCUUUGGCAGCUCUGGCAGCAGGAGAGUCCAUGUACCUGUUGGACCCACGGGAGGAGGAGCCAUUGAUGCUCCACUCAGUCUAUGGUCAUCCUGUUACCUGCUUGGAUGCCUCAGAAUCCCAUGUUGCAUUUGGGGUGAAGCGCACAGGCUGGGCCAUGCAUGACGGAGGGAACAAGAUCCACAUCUACAGCCUGGAGACGCGCAAACCGACAGUUUCUGUCGGCAACUCGCCGGGAGAUUUCACUUGCAUCAACCUGAGAGACAGCUCUCCUCAUCUGCUGGUGUGUGGGAACAAAGACAGGAGGGUGAGGGUGUUCGACAUAAGAUCCGGCUCUUCUGUCGCAUCUCUGUACGCCCACCACUUGGGGGUCACCUCUGUGCAAGCGGAUGACUGGAAGAUUGUGAGCGGCGGAGGCGAGGGAUUGGUGUGUGUCUGGGAGAUGAGGAUGGGAGCAAAGCUAUGGGAGAUGCACAACAGGCAUCCUGUAAGACAUGUACGCUUCAACACCAGCACUCUGGUAACAGCCAACAUCCCUGAUGACAAGUCGCCACGGGGAGCUUGCAUCACAGAUGAUGACCUAACAGCUCAUCGCAGACACAGAGGAGUCAUCUGCCACUAUGACUUCUCUGAGGACGCCCUGUCACAGGAUCACAUCCUGCCCAUCUGCAGGUCUGACUACAUAGAGUCUUAUGGCUACAACUACAACAUCAGCCUAGCAGUGCCUUACGACAGGCUGUCUGGUUCCCAUCCGUCCCAAUGACACGCAGUUUUCCAGACUGCAAAUGGACUUAAUUGACUGCAAUUGAAAAGACAGUAACAUGUAUCAGUUUGAACCUUUAAACUCUGUCGUUUUAUUUAACAGGUCCUCUUCCAUCAUCCUGAUCAAAUCAAGGCUAUUAAAAUGUAGUAGUGUCGGUGUAUUGUAUAUAACUGUUGCAUAGGUAUCUCUAUGUUAUUGUUGAAUCUAGCUGCCCGAUGAAACACUGGGUUUGAUGUAGUCCAACAUCACAGGAAUAAAGUCAUUUUUACCUCAUUUACUAUAUGCAAAUCAUUUUAAUAUUCUUUCCUAUUAAAAAAAAUGUACA
Molecule: messenger RNA, 2428 nt
Organism: Pundamilia nyererei
Lineage: Eukaryota; Metazoa; Chordata; Actinopteri; Cichliformes; Cichlidae
Gene: fbxw8
Product: F-box and WD repeat domain containing 8
Exons: 11
Coding region: 136-2103 (655 amino acids)
Molecular function (GO): protein binding
Source: RefSeq, a predicted model, not a curated record